Hevea brasiliensis (rubber tree) is the source of this 1857-nucleotide messenger RNA. RefSeq names its product mitochondrial fission protein ELM1. The record is from RefSeq and is a predicted model, not a curated record. Gene Ontology annotation, biological process: mitochondrial fission. Gene Ontology annotation, cellular component: mitochondrial outer membrane. The transcript has 10 exons. Bases 205 to 1482 code for a protein of 425 amino acids. Lineage: Eukaryota; Viridiplantae; Streptophyta; Magnoliopsida; Malpighiales; Euphorbiaceae.
UAGAUUUUUGUGUAAUUAGAUUAUAUAUAUAUAUAUAUAAAGCCAGAAGAAAAAGGUAAACUGCUGGUUCUUGGGCAGCCGCUGUUGUACCAGCCAAGGCUAAGCCACACCAAUCUCUGCUUCUCUACCUCAUCGUAGCAAAAUAAACUAUAUACGUAACGUUAAACUAAACUAGGCUUUCCAAUCACAACUUCAAUCCCAUCCAUGAGGCCAAUUAGGCUUCCGGAACCGCCAAGCCCCACCACGGGCGUGCCGGAGAUCUUCGAGAGUGGCGCUAAUAGCGUCGUAAGGCGCGCCGUCGUUAUUGGCAAUGGCUUCCCCGGUUCAGAGAACCAGAGCAUCGGCUUGGUUCGUGCUCUUGGCCUCUCCGAUAAUCACUUCUUAUACCGAGUUACGAGACCAAGAGGUGGAAUGAAUGAGUGGCUCCACUGGCUUCCGGUUUCUCUUCACAAGAAGUUAGAUUAUGUUAUGAGACAUAUAUAUAAUUACUGGCGGCUUGUGAUCGCUGCUCGAGGGAAGAAACUGUCGGCUUUACCUUCGGAAAAUGGUGGUAGUGUGGGUUUGUCAACGGUUUUAGAAGCUGAUGUGAAGCAGAUAGUGAACAUGGCCCUUGAGACUUUUGAAAAGGAUGGCCCUUUAUUGGUGAUUGCAUCUGGUAGAGAUACUAUUUCUGUUGCAAGCUCUAUAAAACGUUUAGCAUCUGAUAAUGUUUUUGUUGUUCAGAUACAACAUCCAAGGUCUCAUUUGAACAGGUUUGACCUGGUGAUCACUCCACGUCACGAUUAUUAUCCUUUGACUCCUCAAGCACAGGAGCAGGUUCCUUGGUUUCUCCGGAAGUGGAUAACUCCACGUGAACCUCCAGAUGGGCAUGUGGUUUUGACUGUGGGAGCUUUGCAUCAAAUUGAUUUUGCCGCACUUCGUGUUGCAGCUAGCACAUGGCAUGAUGAGUUUGCGCCUUUGCCAAAGCCUUUACUAGUGGUUAACAUUGGGGGACCUACACGCUGCUGUCGCUAUGGGACUGACCUCGCAAAGCAGUUAACUGCCAAUCUGCUUAGUGUGCUUGCUAGCUGUGGGAGUGUCAGAAUAUCUUUCUCAAAUAGGACAUCCGAAAAGGUUUCAAACAUAGUAUUCAAAGAGCUUGGAAAUAACCCAAAAGUUUACAUCUGGGAUGGCAAAGAACCAAAUCCACACAUGGGACAUUUAGCUUGGGCAGAUGCAUUUGUCAUCACGGCAGAUUCAGUCAGUAUGAUAAGUGAGGCAUGCAGCACCGGGAAACCUGUAUAUGUCAUGGGAUCUGAGCGUUGUACAUGGAAGUUGUCUGACUUUCAUAAAUCAUUGAAGGAGCGGGGAGUGGUUCGGCCAUUUACUGGUUCUGAGGAUAUUUCAGAAAGCUGGAGCUACCCUCCCCUUAAUGACACUGCACAAGCUGCUCAUCGGGUGCAUGCGGCACUUGCUGAACGCGGAUUAAGAUUGCGGCCAUAAGAUGUGUUCAUAGUUGUUGUAAGCAUAUUCUUGUAUUUUUGUUUCAGAAGGGUAUCCACUCGAACUAGGUUUGUUACUAACAGCAAGCUUCAUAGAUUUUGAAGUAAUUCUUUCCCCUAUUGACGUUUUGGGCCCCGAAAUAUGUAAAAUAAAGGCUAUAGCUAAUGGCUCUAAUAGUGCGGCUUGUAUCAUAGGAUGAGUGGCUGAUUUUUUUUUUUUUUAACCUUCAGUUCUCUGAAAGUUAUUCCCAAUUGGCACACAUUUUCUGUCCUGAAAACAAGUUUUUGUAAUUAAACCGGUAUACUUGUUUGUGGUUGAUUUACAAAUUACAUACAAAUGCAAUGAAACGAAAUUUUAAUUGUGAUUUGUUGCUAA